AUUCAUUUUACUCCUACAUAUGCCCGAAAGGUUAUUAAGCCAGUGAGCUUGGUGUAAAACAAGGCAGCAUGAAGCCCAUGCAGAUAUAUAUUGUGUGCAUUGAGCUCUUGCUGGGUGCAUGUUUAAGUGGAGUACUGGCCAAAAAACAGGGUGAACCCAUAUCAGAGGAUAAAGAAGUGCUGGUGUUGACUGAAAGCAACUUUAACCAAGCACUGAAACAACACAGCCAGUUACUGGUGCACUUCUAUGCUGCUCUCUCUGGUGAGUCUCUUGGCUCAAUUCUAGAGUUUGCAAAGGCGGCCAGUGAGCUCAAAGAAACCAAAUCAUCAGUGAAACUAGGAAAGAUUGAUGUCUCUAAAGAAAAAGACCUUGCCAAAUUCUUAAACGUAACUACAGUGCCAUCAUUAAGACUAUACCUCUCUGGAGACAAGUAUAACCCUGUUCAAUGUCCAGUUCUGAAGAGCUCCACUGCCAUCCAAACAUGGCUUAAAAGGAGAGAGGGCCCUAGUGCUGACCUUAUUACUGAUCUCAGCCAGUUGGAGAGCUUACUUGCAGAAGACGAGCUUGUGGUUCUAGGAUUAUUUAAGGAUCUUGAGACGGGCUUAGUAAAGGUGUUUUACGAUGUGGCUGCUGAUCUUGCUGACCUGGCCUUUUGUGUAACAGAAAGCAAGCAGAUCUUUAGCAAGUAUGAUAUAUUUGAUGACUCAAUUGUGCUUCUCAGAAAGUCAAAAAUGGCAGAAAUAUUUGAGAUGACAAGCAAAACAGUGAAAGAAGAAGUCAUUCACUUCAUUAGAGUCUAUGAGAUGCCUCUGGUGACUGAGUACAAUGGCAAGACAUCAUCUAAGAUACUAAACUCUGUGGUGCAGAAUCACUUCGUUUUGUUCAUUGAUAAAUCUGAGAAAGGAUUCAGAGAAACAUAUCGUGCUUUCAAAAACUCUGCCAAAGAAUAUAGAGGCAAGGUUUUGUUUGUCCUGAUCGAUACGGGUGAACCUCGGAAUGGACGUAUCUUAGAGUAUUUCCGUGUGAGGAAGGAGGAUUCACCACUGGUACGCAUGGUUAACUUGACAGACAAUGUACAAUAUCAAUUACCUUCAGACCAACUGGACAUACAAACGAUCACUGACUUCUGCCAGAGUUACUUACAGGGGAAUGCUAAGCCAAAGCUACAGAGUGAGCCAAUCCCUGAUGGCUGGGACAAGCAGCCAGUAAAAGAGCUGGUGGGGAUUAACUUCGAAAGGGUGGCUUUCAAUGAAAACAAGAAUGUCUUAGUUCUUUUCUAUGCCCCUUGGAGUUCCGAGAGCCGAGCACUGUUUCCUUUAUUUGAAGAGCUUGCAAAACACUACAGUGACACUGAGGAUGUGGUAAUUGCCAGAAUUGAUGUAACUGCAAAUGAUGUAAACAUUCGCAUGAUAGACAGAUAUCCAACCAUUAAACUCUUUCCUGCAGUCUAUGCUGAAAGGGUGGUGCCAUAUUCUGGCCAGACUAAGCUGGAACCAAUAGUUGAGUUUGUGAAUGCAGAGAGAGGACAAGCCAAAGAGCAUAAGGCCAAGGAAGAGAUAGAAAGGAAGAAAUAUCUGGAUGCACAGAAAGCAGCAACCAAAGAAGAGCUAUAGUGUGCGCACACACACAGGAAGAAAAAAAAGAUCUGAGUUCUUCUUGAUUGCCUGUAAAUUAAUCAGGACAAAAUGUUAAUGAUCAUGAGAAAUAAAAUAAACAAAACCUGUAUGUC
Molecule: messenger RNA, 1729 nt
Organism: Ictalurus punctatus (channel catfish)
Lineage: Eukaryota; Metazoa; Chordata; Actinopteri; Siluriformes; Ictaluridae
Exons: 11
Coding region: 69-1613 (514 amino acids)
Biological process (GO): protein folding; response to endoplasmic reticulum stress
Cellular component (GO): endoplasmic reticulum
Source: RefSeq, a predicted model, not a curated record